AUGAAUUCGUCGCAUUUAGUUUCCAAUGUAUUGCCCAAUCAUCAUAAUCAUCAUCACCAUGGUAAUGCAAUGCCUUCAAAUAUACAUCAACAACAACAACAACAGCAACAACAAUAUAAUUCCAAUUCUUCAACAUAUCCCAACAAGAUGCCUACAACAAUAACAUCAUCAUCAUCAUCAUUAUCAUCUUCGAACCACAACAAUGGCUGUGGUGGCAGUGAGUCAAAACAUUUAGCUCCAACAUGUUCAAGUUCGAUGGGAAAAACAAAUGCUCAGACUUCAAACACAGCAACAGUCGGCACAACGCACAUGGGGGCUGGUCCCAUCAAUACAACGAUACACUCGUCGUCAUCACCAAUGCCAUCGUCGUCGUCGUCGUCGUCGUCGACGUCGACGUCGUGUUCGCCAUCAAUCCCACAGCCCUCACAAGCAACACAACAUAAGUUUGCGCCUGCACGUAGGCUAGCCGCCAGACAAACUCUACGUUUGGCCAUACCCAAACAACAGGGUGACUUGUCUUUCUCUUCGUUGGCGAAUAAUAAUAAUGGCUGUGUUGUUGGUGGUGUACGACACUCUUCACCAUCACAACUGCCACCGGCUCCCAUUUUGAAACGCACUCCAGUGGUUAGCAGUGCCACACCACAUUCUCUCAUACCGAAGACCGCUUCCCCUUUGGAAUCGCAUAACCUACCCAAUGUUCAGUUGAAUAAUGGCCAUUGUGUCACAGCCACACCUUCGAGUGGCGGAAGCAGUACUCAAUUCCUAAGAGUACGCAAUCCCAGUAUUACUCUCAAUUCCACGGAUUUGUGCAAUAACAAUGAUUUUUUGGCUUUUGCCAAGGAAUUAUCAUCGCCAGCAAUGGGAGCACGAACAUCCAAUGGCAAUACCAGAGUUGCUGCAAUCAAAGUCUCUGCCGCAGGCAGGAAUGCCUCACACUCGGCUUUAAGAGUCGUCUCAGCACGAACAUCCAAUGGCAAUACCAGAGUUGCUGCAAUCAAAGUCUCUGCCGCAGGCAGGAAUGCCUCACACUCGGCUUUAAGAGUCGUCUCAGAGCAUUCUCCAAUUUUUGCUGAAAUCGCCUCAUCCAUCUCUCCAUCCACUACCAGUUCAGCAUCACCUUCCAAUCAUCUAAACCGAUUGUUUAGUCUGAGUCCUUCGUCAUUGAGGAACUAUGGAAAUUUUUCAUUUCACCAACUUGCCUGCUUACCUAAGAAAGUAGAUCAUUCAAUUAUUAUGGGCAAUCGUGUUAGUACGUUGUGGUGUAGAAAAUCAAAUUUGGCCAUAAAAACCAACAACGAAAGUGAGCAUAGCAGUGACCACAACCAAUCCAAAACCAAAACAAACGCCUUUACAUCUCACAAGAAACGUGAAUCGAAACGCAGAUUUCGCCAACGUCGUCUCUCGCUCAAUUGUAUGACACGUGAAGCGGAUACGCCACCAAAUAACGAAGAACCCGUUCAAAUACAUCGCAAUUCGAAUACCCUACCGCGGCGUUUAAAAUUGAAUACGGUCGACAGUUCAAAAGAAAGCCUAGCAAGUAGCCCAAACGAUACAAAAGUUGGUGAGAAUUCAGAAAUUCAGUUGCCAGAAGUUUCAAAUACAAAUUCAAGUGUUUUUCUUCCGGAAAUUCCCAUCAUUGCCAUAAGUGACGAAAAUAGUUGCGAAAAUUCUGUGGAUGUAGUGGAUGGCCCUUUGCCCAUACCCAGUGCCUUAUUUGGAAAUUUAAAAAAGACAGUGAAUGAUCAUACAAAGUUUUAA
Messenger RNA from Stomoxys calcitrans (stable fly), 1758 nucleotides. RefSeq lists its product as uncharacterized. The record is from RefSeq and is a predicted model, not a curated record. Bases 1 to 1758 code for a protein of 585 amino acids. The transcript is spliced from 6 exons. NCBI's taxonomy places the organism in Eukaryota, Metazoa, Arthropoda, Insecta, Diptera, Muscidae.